GUGGUCUGUGUGCUAAAGGAAGCCGCUGCACCGGAAUCUGAAGAAUUUGAGGUGUCCGCCAAGUCUGCUGUUCACCGUCAGCUUCUCUCUCUGUGCACCCCCGUCUCCAUUCAACUAUCUGCGGGAAGAUUGUAAGGUUUAAAAAGGAACCAACAUGUCUCAGGCCGACAAAAUGAAGCAGGGCCAGUUCACCAACCCUGAGACUCCAGGGUACGUUGGAUUCGCCAACCUGCCGAAUCAGGUUCAUCGCAAGUCAGUAAAAAAAGGUUUUGAGUUCACCCUCAUGGUGGUAGGUGAAUCUGGGCUUGGAAAAUCCACCCUGAUCAACAGCCUGUUCCUCACUGACCUCUACCCUGAGAGAGUCAUCCCUGGAGCAGCAGAAAAGAUAGAAAGGACGGUUCAGAUCGAGGCAUCGACAGUAGAAAUCGAAGAGCGAGGAGUGAAGCUGCGUCUCACUGUGGUGGACACACCCGGAUACGGAGACGCCAUCAACAGCCAGGAUUGUUUCAGCACCAUUAUCAGCUACAUCGAUGACCAGUUUGAGCGCUACCUCCACGACGAGAGCGGUCUAAAUCGUAGACACAUUGUCGACAAUAGAGUUCACUGCUGCUUUUAUUUCAUCUCCCCGCUUGGCCACGGCCUGAAACCCCUGGAUGUCCAGUUUAUGAAGGCCAUCCACAACAAGGUCAACGUGGUUCCUGUCAUCGCCAAGGCGGACACGCUCACCCUCAGAGAGAGGGAGAGGCUCAAGCGCAGGAUUCUGGAUGAGAUUGAUGAACACGGUAUUAAGAUCUACCACCUUCCUGAUGCUGAGUCAGAUGAGGAUGAGGACUUCAAAGAGCAGACCAGGAUCCUCAAGGCUAGCAUCCCAUUCGCAGUGGUAGGAUCCAACCAGCAGAUUGAGGCCAAAGGGAAGAAGGUGAGGGGCCGCCUGUACCCCUGGGGUGUGGUCGAGGUGGAGAAUCCCGAACACAAUGACUUCCUCAAGCUGCGGACCAUGCUGAUAACCCACAUGCAGGAUCUACAGGAAGUGACUCAGGACCUGCACUACGAGAACUUCCGUUCGGAACGCCUCAAGCGGGGCGGCAGAAAGGGACCGGAGCCGGAGGAAAUGGACAAGGAUAUAAUCCUGCAGGAGAAGGAGGCUGAGCUAAGACGAAUGCAGGAGAUGAUUGCCAAGAUGCAGGCCCAGAUGCAGAAGCACGGAGAUGGAGAGGGAGACGGCCCCCAUGCGUGAAAAGCCAGUAUUUGAGCCACUGCUUGAGUUUGACCAGAGAGAGAAAGAGAUGAACGAUAGCAGCAAAGGAUGUAGAAGCUACCUGGUUGUUGACUCAUACUGCUAGCCACUAUCUUCAUUCAGUCCCCCACGGGAUCUGGAGUCUUUUUUUUCUUUUCUUUUUUUUUUAUACAUACAGUCAAAUAUAUUCAAACAGUGUUAUGUUCAUAUAUAUAUAUAUAUACACACACGGUUCUAUUUCUUACACUUUUAAAACAUUUUUGUUUCAUUUAAAACUUUUGCCAGUUUCGCAAAUGAAGUAAUGUGACCCAUCUCUUUAAACGGUGGCAAAUAUUUUUAAUACAAAACCAUUGGGAGUUACUGUUACUUUUCCAUUUUUUAGCUAUUGACAAAACCAAAUUAUUGCUGCUUCAAUUCACUGCUUUUAGCCCCAGAGCUGCUCUCAACACACAUACUAACAUUUGCUCUGUGAAAGAGCUUCAGUGGGAGAGUCAGCUGUAGCAGAAAUAGCUGAAAAUCUUCUUUCUGCCAUCGUUAUUACGCCAUUGUCUCAAUGUUCUUUUUGUCAAGAGAAAACUGUAUUUCAGAUUUCCCUCUGGUUCAGAAGUGACCAUACAAACCUCCCGUUGAAUAGGGUCGAUCCUGCUCAGUGUUAAUUUGUGUUAUUCCACUCAUGCAUGCAGCUCUAGACCCUGUCUGGAAACAUUUAAGGUGAAUUUCCUCAGUGUUGUGUUGGGAUUUUUGUUCAAAUCUUACCCAUUACUGCAUCUCUAAGACCAAUGUCGCCAAGUACAACGGCAUUAAAGUAUAUUUAAGCUCCUUUUGAGUUUAAUAUUAGAUAAACUGUGACCCUUGGCCUCUUACAGUCUUCCUGUAGACCUGACAAAUGAAGGAUAGUCAAUGGAGGUGUGUUUGACUGACACACUUCAGUUUGGUGCUUUCAAUCAACUUGACACUCCAUGUUUCCUCCAUAAUGUAAAGUGAAGUGCCAGCGAGCAUUGUUAACGUUUUUUUUUGUUUCAUUGAUGCUCAUUCGAUACGAUAGAAUUUUGUAAGAGGCAUAGUUUUACCUGUCCCAACUGCUGAGUGCUUUGUGGUUUCCACGACCACAGAGGUUAAAGGUGACCUGACGAGGUCGGUGUAGCCAAUGUUUUCCCUCACCAGCCAAGAUGUGAGUUCUUGACAUUCCUCUUUGUGCUGUUUUUAAUCCAAUAUUAAAAUACCAAAUAAUGUUCUUGAUGCAUAUAUUGUAAUAAAAGUUUUAUUCAACUU
Molecule: messenger RNA, 2509 nt
Organism: Scomber scombrus (Atlantic mackerel)
Lineage: Eukaryota; Metazoa; Chordata; Actinopteri; Scombriformes; Scombridae
Gene: septin2
Product: septin 2
Exons: 13
Coding region: 155-1237 (360 amino acids)
Biological process (GO): cell division; regulation of exocytosis; cytoskeleton-dependent cytokinesis
Cellular component (GO): synaptic vesicle; microtubule cytoskeleton; septin ring
Molecular function (GO): molecular adaptor activity; GTP binding; GTPase activity
Source: RefSeq, a predicted model, not a curated record